Molecule: messenger RNA, 1421 nt
Organism: Acinonyx jubatus (cheetah)
Lineage: Eukaryota; Metazoa; Chordata; Mammalia; Carnivora; Felidae
Product: ubiquitin-60S ribosomal protein L40-like
Biological process (GO): protein ubiquitination; translation; modification-dependent protein catabolic process
Cellular component (GO): nucleus; cytoplasm; ribosome
Molecular function (GO): ubiquitin protein ligase binding; structural constituent of ribosome; protein tag activity
Source: RefSeq, a predicted model, not a curated record
GGGGCAACAUCCCCACAUACUCCUGUGCCACAGUUGUGGCCGCCCACUGCAGGCAGGCAUAUGCAACUCAUACGGGGAAACAUCCCCCACCCCAGGUUCCUGGUGCAAGUGGCCAGGAGGGAUAUUGUUUCUGAGCCCCAUGGGACAUCUUCUAUACAAGGGCACUCCUUCCAGACUGGGAGAGGUAGGUAAUUUACCUACCUUCUAAUACAAAGAAACACACACAGAGUCAGGAAAAUGAGGAGACAGAGGAAUAGAGGAAUAUGCUCCAAAUUAAAGAACAAGAAAAAGCCUCAGUAAAAGACCUUCAUACAACAGAGAUAACUGAUCCACCUGAUAAGAAGUUCAAAGUAAUGUUCACAAAGAUGCUCACUGAACUCAGGAGAAGAAUGGAUGAAUGCAGUGAGAACAUCAAAGGAGACAGAAAAUAUAACAAAGUAUCAGGCAGAAGUUACAGAGCUGAAGAAUAAUACCUAAACUGAAAUGCACGCUAGAGGGGUUCAACAGCAGACUGGAUAAAGCAGAAGGACAGAUCAGCAAGCUGAAAUAGCAAACAAUGGAAUUCACCUAAAUAGUGUAGCAAAAAGAAAUUUUUAUAAGAGAAGAUAUCUUAAAGGACCUUUGUGACAAUAUCAAGUGGAAUAACAUUUGCAUUACAGGGGAUCCAGGAGGAGAAAAGAGAGAAAGGGCCAGAAAACUAUCUGAAAAAAUAAUGGCUGAAAACCUCCCUAAUCUGAGGAAGGGAACAAAAAUUCAGAUCAAGGAAGCUGAGAGAGUUCCGUAAGAGAUGAAUCCAAAGAGAUCCACAUCAAGACACAUUAUAGUUGAAAUGGUAAAAGUAAGAGACUCUCUUCAACGAAGUGGCCAAGUGGCUCAGGGUUAGUGGCCUUGUUGACACAGAGAUGCAGACCUUGAUAGGCAAGACCAGUGGCCUUGAGAAUGAGCCCAGUGACACCAUUGAGAAUGUCAAGGCCCAAAUCAAAGACAAGGAGGGUAUCCUGCCUGACCAACAGCAUCUGACUUUUAUUAGCAAAUAGCUGGAGAAUAACCACAUUUGCUCAGACUACAAUAUCCAGAAAGAAUCUACUCUGAGCUUGGUGCUUCAUCUGAGGGGUGGCAUCAUUAAUCCUUCCCUUUUCCAGCUAACCCAGAAAAGCAACUGCAACAAGAUGAUUUGUUUUCAAUGCUAUGCUUACCUGCAGCCCUGUGCUGUGAAUUGUCGCAAGAAGUGUGGACACACCAACAAACUGCACCCCCAAAAGAAGGUAAAACAAGGCCUCUCCACUGGCUCUUCCUUUGCCCACAGGGUAGUCUCCUGCCUGAGGCCCAAGGCCCUGGCGCCUCAAUAAAGUUGCCCUUUCACCCUUUCGUUGACUGGGGGUAGGGGUGCGAGAGUGCUAAAGAUAGAGAAAAUCUCAAAA